Talaromyces proteolyticus is the source of this 833-nucleotide messenger RNA. RefSeq lists its product as uncharacterized. NCBI's taxonomy places the organism in Eukaryota, Fungi, Ascomycota, Eurotiomycetes, Eurotiales, Trichocomaceae. The record is from RefSeq and is a predicted model, not a curated record. Bases 103 to 306 code for a protein of 67 amino acids. The transcript has a single exon.
CAAAAGUCGACUCCAUAUCAAAAUUUUAGUCCUUUUUAUUGUUUUAUAUCAUGUACUCAGAAUCUGAAGAGCUGCUCAUCAAUAAACCGAUGCUAGGAGAUCAUGGCUUCUUCACUCCAAUCCAGUCACCCCAAGCUGGGUAUAUUGCUGGGAAUGUCGAGAUCCACCACUACCAUCACGCGGGCAAGCUACCGUUUCUCCACCAGUUAUCGAGCUGUGCUAACAACAGACUGGCUGCGUAGAACGUCCCGAGACUCCACCCGGCCCCUCCCUUUCGAUCCCAUUUCUCCGCGAUGCUAUUCAUAACGCAAGCUUAGUCAGCUGUCCGUCAGAACCAUAGUUACUUGUUAGAAACUUGGUCGUUCUAUCAAAUGAAAUCGCAGAGUCAUUCGCCUGUCCCUAGAAACAUGAAGCUUAGUCAUCCGCCUGUAAAGUCCAGAAGAGAGUUUGGGACUGUGGUGGGGGCUUGGAAAUCUAUUCUUGUCAAAGAUUUGAUGUACAACAGAAAUGAUAUGUGAGAUGGGUUGUCUUGGCUGGAGCGCCGUCUCGCGUUGAUCCUAUUAUGGCAAAGAGUGGUGCGAGAAGAUUAUCUUGAGAUAAUUUUCUUGAGAUAAACAUUCUAUUCCUUGUAGGACGGAUCGAACCUGAUGGAUUGGCCGACCUGACCCACGUGGUUGGGGAGAAGGCAUCCGAUACUUGGUGUGAUCCAUGACAGCAAACAUUGGACAAUCUGUGUCAUGUCUCCUUUGUCUGGACACUGUAGAUGAUACGAGACAGCUGGGUAUCUAAAACAUCCGUUCUGGCUGCAGGAUCGUCUUGAACUGUUUGUCCUG